Molecule: messenger RNA, 1473 nt
Organism: Fonsecaea nubica
Lineage: Eukaryota; Fungi; Ascomycota; Eurotiomycetes; Chaetothyriales; Herpotrichiellaceae
Exons: 2
Coding region: 1-1473 (490 amino acids)
Molecular function (GO): protein binding
Source: RefSeq, a predicted model, not a curated record
AUGACAGACCACAAGGUCACGGGCGUGACGGUGGUCGAGGGCCCUUCUCCCGAAGAGUGGGCCUCCAUCAAGGGAAUCUUCAUUGAACUAUAUGUCCACCAGGGGAAGAAACUUUCGGAGACCAAACAGGUGCUGGCGGAGCAAUAUAACUUCCAUGCAACCGAAAAGGCCUUCAAGAGACGGAUAGCAAUAUGGGGAGCGUUCAAAAACUACAAGUCGACCGAGAAAGAGGCGGUCGCGAACUUGAUGGCGUUGGCGCGAUCUGAACGCACGGAUUUAACCCUGUCUACUGCCCAGCUGCAUGGGAAGCCCAUCAAAUGGGAUCGCAUCAGACGGUUCAGCAGCAGACCUCAGGGGCGCAGAGGAGUACGGAGAACGACCGGAAUCACACCGAUAGGCGAGAAGAUUUACCUCGAUCUACAUCCGGACGCAUUUCGGUCGACCGUAGACAUUGACGAGCGCAUUCUGUUCUUAACCAAGUCUUACCUAGAUUGGAAUGUUGCGGCCUGGAGUCCACUAGGCUUUGCGAACCGGGAGCGACGACACGAGCUCUCAGGUAUCGCUUGUCUAAACGGGGACAGCGUAUCGCAAGUGUUCAACAAAUGCUUCUAUAACGCGAUUCCUUUGCUCCUGACGAACAAUACCGCCGAGGCUUUCCAAGAAAUUAAUCUGGCCUGCAGCCUGGCAUCGCACUGCCUCCAAACAACUCCAUACUGGGUAUUCCUGCGACUUCUUCGACUGUACUCAUAUCCACUUUGGGGCCGAUUCCCAGAUGUGCGGCGCCAGAUAGUGCGAUUCCUUCAAGCCUUAGCUUGUCGUACCCUUGCAGAAGGACAUGUCUUGAAGCCUCUGCUCAAGGUCUGGACACAGGGAGAGAUUGAAGCCAACGCCGGCCGGGUCUCUUCGAUUCUCCGCCUGUCUUCGGACAGGUUUGGCCCUAACAGCGGUCUGGAUGUCGAGGAAUGGGCCUGGAUCCAGGAUGAGAUCUGCUCGCUGAACUAUCAGAGGAGAGAAUUCUCUGACGCGCUCCGCAUCGCCCAGAAGCUUGCAGCAGACCCGAGUGUGCCCCGGGGCGUGCACAUCACGGCGCUCCAAAUGAUUGCACGGCAACAUCUCCAGAAGGGCAACAUCGAGGCCGCCGAGCCCAUCCUCCUCCAGACGCUGACCAUGUGUGACAGUUACGAGCAUGACGACGAUCGUGCUCGAUUCCUCCAGCAGACGUAUUCCGACAUGGGCUACAUGUAUGGUGUCCGGCAGAACCGCGCCCGAAGUUCCCAUUACUAUCAGCUCGCUCUCGAGAAAGCGGUCCAAGUGCAAAACCCCGCGAACAUUGCGUCGAUACGAUGUCGCGUUGAGGCCAUGGACAUGACCGACCACCAUGGCACCUACCACCAGACCAGCCAAGCGCAGCCGUCGCAACCACAGAGUCGCACUAGCUGGGCGCUAUGGGCGUUUUGUCGGCCCUACUCUUAA